GGGCGGAGGAGUUUUGCGGCGGAGCGCCGGGGACUGACCGACGGACUGACGGCCACCAGGUCCGCGCCGCUGCUGAGGGCUGAGGGCCGGUGGACUAUUAAACCUAGCUUGUUAGAGUCUGAGUUUUUUUCUAGAGACCUGAAAAAUGUCUGGAUUUCUGGAAGGCCUUCGAUGUUCAGAAUGCAUCGACUGGGGAGAAAAGCGUAAUACUAUUGCAUCCAUUGUAGCUGGAGUUCUGUUUUUUACAGGGUGGUGGAUCAUCAUAGAUGCAGCUGUUAUUUAUCCCUCUAUGGAAGACUUCAACCACUCCUACCAUGCCUGUGGAGUCAUAGCGACUCUUGCCUUCCUCAUGAUCAAUGCAGUGUCCAACGGACAAGUCCAUGGUGAUAGUUAUAGCGAAGGAUGCCUGGGUCAAACAGGUGCUCGAAUUUGGCUGUUCAUUGGAUUUAUGUUGGCCUUUGGAUCUCUAAUUGCAUCUAUGUGGAUUCUUUUUGGAGGCUAUGUCGUUAAAGAAAAACCAAUAGUGUACCCUGGAAUUGCUGUUUUUUUCCAGAAUGCAUUUAUCUUUUUUGGAGGCCUGGUCUUUAAGUUCGGCCGCACUGAAGACUUAUGGCAGUGAAGAGGCCCAAUUCCCCUCAGAAGCCCUGCUCGGCACUUACGUUGUGCUCUGUUUUUAUAGCUCACUCCCAGUCUUUUGUAAUACCAUUUAUAAACUUUGCUGAAUAUCCUCUUGGGUGAAAAGUGACAAGUUGGUUUAAAAAAAAAGUGGUGAAAGUGGUGUCAUAAGAGACUCAGAAAGUUACAGAAUACUCCAAAAUCAUGAACUGAGGAGGGGUAUGUGUGUGUGUAUAUAUAUAUUAUAUAUAUAUUUCUGUCAAGUUAAGUAAGUACUUGAUUCAUUUAGGAAGUGUUAAUGGAAAAUAUUUUACCAAAGUCACUUUGGUCAGGUUCUGUUAUGAUGUAACUCAUUUUAGAAAGUAAGUGAAAGAACAAUCUGGGGAAAUAAUUAUGCGUGCAUAUGUAUUUGGCAUCAUGUCUAAGGUCAAAUUGCAAUUAAAAGUGCUUUAAAAGAUUUAAUAUA
Molecule: messenger RNA, 1081 nt
Organism: Phascolarctos cinereus (koala)
Lineage: Eukaryota; Metazoa; Chordata; Mammalia; Diprotodontia; Phascolarctidae
Gene: TMEM50A
Product: transmembrane protein 50A
Source: RefSeq, a predicted model, not a curated record